This is a messenger RNA of Lathyrus sativus (Indian pea), 1503 nucleotides long. The record is from the annotation of a GenBank genome assembly. NCBI's taxonomy places the organism in Eukaryota, Viridiplantae, Streptophyta, Magnoliopsida, Fabales, Fabaceae.
AUGCUGGCGGUGUCGACAGUGUCGUAUAGGUUCAAUAUUGCUGGCAGAAUUACUAGAACCAUGAAAGCUAAGCGGGGCCUUAGACAAGGCGAUCCUAUUUCCCCUCUCCUUUUUGUCUUAGCUAUGGAGUACUUCCACAGGCUUAUGCACCAGUUAAGUAGAGUCCCCAACUACAACUUCCAUGCUAAGUGUGAAAAACUACAAAUUAUUGAUCUCAGCUUUGCGGAUGAUGUUCUCCUCUUUUUCCGUGGAGAUAGCGAAUCUGUUCAGUUGCUUAUGAAUCAAUUGCAAUCUUUCUCCAAGUCUACUGGUUUAGUGGUUAACCCUGCGAAGUGUAGGGUGUACUUCGGAGGGGUGAAUUCUGAGACCAAAACCAACAUCCUGGUUUCUACGUCGUUUACGGAAGGGGAGUUACCGUUUCGUUACUUGGGUGUCCCUCUCACCUGUAAACGGCUGUCAACGCAUCAUUAUAUGAGUUUGGUGGACAGAAUAGUUUGUCGGAUUCGUCAUUGGAGUUCUAAAUUAUUGAGCUAUGCAGGAAGACUUCAGUUGAUCAAUAACACCAUCACUGCAAUUGCAGCUUACUGGAUGAGCUGCCUCCCAUUCCCCAAGCAUGUGAUCAAAACUAUUAACUCUAUUUGCAGGACUUUUCUGUGGACAGGCAGCGAGCAAAAGUCGAGAAAAUCCCCAAUUGCGUGGAAGAUGGUUUGUAAACCUCGUAAGAAGGGCGGUCUGGAUGUGGUAGAUUUAUCAGAUUGGAAAGUGGCGUGUUUAUCUAAGCUGCUGUGGAACCUUUGUAACAAAAAGGAUAAUCUUUGGGUGAAAUGGAUCCACGCGUUUUAUUUCAAAACCACAGAUCUUAUGCAGAUCCAGGAAAAACAGGGUAUGUCUUGGAUUUUAAAAGCUAUCCUUAGACAUAGAAUCAUCAUCACUAGCAUGGAUAAUUGGAACGAGAUGACAGAAAAAUACUCUGUGGGGAAAGUGUACCAAUUUCUCAAAAAGGAUGAUCCUGAUGUGGUUUGGAAACACAUGCUUUAUAAUAACAUUGCUAGACCGCGAGCCCGUUUUACUUUGUGGAUGGCCUGCCACCGUAGGCUAGCGACGAGGGGUCGACUCAAAAGGCUUGGCCUUACGACCGACGACAGAUGUAAUUUCUGUGACAAGGUGGAAACUAUUGACCAUCUUUUAUUUGAAUGCCUGCCGUUUAAAACCUGUUGGCAACAAAUUAUGGGAUGUUUGGGGUAUCAUCGGUUCCCUUGUGCUUGGCGUGAAGAGCUUGAAUGGCUAAUCAAUCAUUGUAAAGGGAAAGGCUGGAGAAAGUGCAUUCUGCGUAGUGCUUUAGCGGAGACCAUCCAUGAAGUUUGGAGAUAUCGUAACAACGCCGUCUUUGGCAAUACGGUGAACAUUUUGGAGAUUAGAGAUUUAGUCAUUUAUACCCUCGCAAAUAGAGGGUGGGGUAAUACUAAAAUGAGACAUCAUAUAGCUCAUUUGAUUUUAAAGUAG